AUGCAGAGUAACUUGCGUGGGCUGAUUUUGAGAGAAUCUUCUGGCUGUAAAGGUCAAUAUUGAUGACAUUAAGAUGUAAUGGUCUGUCUUGACAGAGCCACCUGUCUCCAAAACGGCGUUCAUAACGACAAGUUUAUUUGCUGCUGUUGUUGUCCGCAAAUGUAGCGCGUAAGGGGAAGCGGCGUUUAAUUCCACGCAGAAAGACUUCUCUUAAUGCUUUGAGAGAAAUAUUUUCAGAUUGAGGAGAUCUAGCAUGACACAAUGCUUAGCAAAACGUGCAGAAUUGAAGUUUGAGGCCUUUUUCAAUUAUUAUCUUUUGCCUAGACAUGUAUGGAUAUUCUGCCCUCCAUAACGCUGUGGUUACACAGAACCUCAAAGCCGUUCGCAGCCUAACAGGAUCAACACAAACAUGCGACCUCGAGUGGCGAGACUCCAUGGGUUUUACUGCGCUUCAUCUGGCCACCUUACAGGGAAAUAAAGAUCUCGUUGAAAUUCUGGUUUUGGCAGGAUGUGACGUCAAUAGUCGCACGAAAGUAAGCUCAUUUUAAUAUCACUGAAAAGUCCUCGCAUUGAAUAAUACAAGAGUGAGUACUAAGCCUGUUCCAGGUGUUUAGUUAGUAGAAUGGAGAUAAAUAAGACAAACGGCGUCAUUUCAGCGGAGCAGAAAAAAGCGAGGGAGGUCUUGGUCGGGUGGGGUCGGGUCGGGUCGGGUCGGGUAAAGAACAAUAUGCGUCCCGACCCAAACCUCUGUUGUAUUUUCACUCCUCCGCCACUAUAGCACUGUUUACUAUCGCGUAUCACUUUCCUAACUGAAAUACUGGAACAAGCUAGUGAGUGCUGAACUGGAAAGUUAAAGAGGCACUAUACGCAGCUUCCCCUGAUUGAAACCUGAAGUUAAUUUUAAUUUCUGUACUGUAGACAGUGUCUCAUAGGCUAACGUUUACUUAGAGAAUUUCCAGCUUACGCUCCGAUUACGAAAUAAUAAUAAUAAUAAUAAUAAUAAGGACUUUAUUUAUAGAGGGGGACACGUAACAGCUGAAAAGCUGACAAACCUGUGGCCCUCUAACUAGAUUAUACAGCAUUACAAAAUAAUACUAAUAAAUAGAUAAAUAUACAAAUAAUUACAAAAUUCUAUGAUAGAAAUAGCAGGAUAUAUUAAAAAUAUUCAGAAAGAUAAAAUUAAUUUAUAAAAAAUUAAAAUUAGAUAAUGUGCUAUUGCUUAAUAUUGUUUCAAAGUUGUCCAGGUUUCUAUAUGAGCUUAUAAAAUACUUUUUCACAGCUGUUUUGAAUAGUUUUAUACUAGGCUUAUUUUUGAUAUUAUGGGGAAGGCUGUUCCAUAACUUAACUGCGUCAACACUGAAUGCCUUGCCACCAUCGUUAUUUCUUAGGUAUUUGGGACACACUAAAUUUAAAUUGCCAUGUCUAGUAGACCUAUUGUGUACAGAACUGUUCGUCUUGAGCAAGUCUCUGAUGUAAAUCGGAACAUCGCCUUUAAGGCUCUUAAAAAUCAUUGUACACUUAUUUAGUUUGAUUUCAUCAAAAAAAAAGGCAACCAGCCUAGUUUACUAAAGUUUAUAACACUUCUAGAAUAAGAGUCAACUCCAAGGAUUACUCGGGCAGCCCUUUUCUGUAACCUUAGGAGACAGUGGAGUUCUUUAGCGUCGCAGAUAUUCCAAACCAAGCUCCCAUACAUAAGGACGGGUUUAAUCAAGGCGUUAUAGUAUAAGAGUCUUUCUUUUAUUGGAAGGUACCUCUUUAUCUUCUUCAAUAAACCAAUACGCUGAGAAAGCUUGGCCUUUAGACUAGAAAUGUGGUCGCUAAAUGUAAGAUCUUGAUCGAGUGUUACACCAAGCAAUUUAUAAGAAGUUACUUGUUCUAUUUCGGCCCCAUCAAGGGUUAUUGACAGGUGAUUGCCUUCCGCUAAUGAUGAAUGUAGCCUCUUUCCGGUGAUAAGUAAUGCAUUGGUUUUAACGGCGUUUAGGACCAUCCCAUUUUCGCUAGACCAUUUACUUAAUUUAUCCAUGUAUUCUUGAAGACGUCGUUCCAAUUCCAAAGGUGCAUUAUCGAUAUUAGCGCUGGCUUUUAAAUCUUAACAAACUGUCUAUUCCAGGAAGGGAUGACUUCGCUACACAUCAGUAGUGAACAGAAAAGAGCUGACGAAAUCUUGCGCGUUUUAGCAUCGGCGUCUUGCAAUGUCAACGAGCGUAACAAACUGGGAAGAACCGCUCUCCAUCUUGCCGCUAAGCUAGGAAACCUUCAAAAUCUAAAAGUGCUACUCGACAAUGGUUGUGACAGAAAUAUUAAGGACAAACUUGGUUUCACGGCCGUCGGUUUGGCUUUUAAUUUUAACCAGAAAGCAAGUGCAGACAUUUUACUCCACUAUAAAUCCCGGCGGAAGCGACGCUCUGGAGGAGAAACGAACUCUGAGGAGAGCCUUUAUCAGGAUGGCACAACUAAAAACAGUCAAAUAUCUAACGGAGAACGUAAGGCGGAAAAGCUCGUGGAAAGGACCUCUAUUUAUUCUAAAAAAACGGAUGAUACGAAGUCGUUGAAGCUCGUAGACAAGGCUGAGAAAAAAGAGGCAUCUUCAAAAAUGCUGCACUUUAUCAUGGCUCUGUUAACACAGAAGAGAAACGUACUAGAUGGUUUAACAAAUUGGGAUUCAAGAAAAAAGUUGGAACCUGUCGAGAGAAAUUUACGGGAUUUAAUUUUUACUUCUCUUAUUCAGCAUUCCCUCGCAACGCGCACCUCAUUAAAACUGAAUGAUGAAUCUGGAGAACAAUGUGUGUGUGAUUUUUACCUAAAGCCCGGCGAAUUCGUGGGAAGUCAAGUUCUUGUGUGUAACCCGGGUUCGAGUUUACUGGUCGAACUACUGCAGGGCGUGAAAGAUUCUUUUUCAUUUUCUCGAGAGAGAUCCUGGUUGAUACCGAAGCAACAUCAGAGCAUACCACCGCCAUCGAAAUGGAAAUUGCAAGAGAAGGAAUCUAUUUUGAAAGACUUGAAAGUCAAUGAAGAAAAGAUAUCAACAGCACCACUUAGCAAUGCGAAAACGGACACCUCCAUAUCGGAACUCGAGAACGUGUAUGAUCAGACAACCAUGACAACUGUAUAUGAAGACCCAACUUUGAUCGAACUCUGUGAAGAAAAUCCUCCAGAGAUGGACAAUGAGGCUAUAGAGAAAGGCCUUAAUAGGCUAAACAAUCUCAUGAUUUCUAUCAAGGAUUCAGAAAACAUAAAACAGGUAUUUGAUCGCACGGACAGCGGUCUCCUUACAGACGAGAUUGAAAUUUAUCUUUCGCGUUUGGAUGACGUCAUUACCAUGAAAAGUACUCCUACGUCAUUUAUUGAGGCUACUUUAGAAAUCUUCUGUCAGAAUUCAGACAUUUCUGUUUACUGCGCAAAGAAACGAAAUUUACUUUUUAGCUCGCUUUUAGAGAAAGUCAUAACUGCGUGUGGCUCGUGGGACGCAGAUAAAAUCGCUAAGGUUUUUCUCCAUGUCUGCGUUGUCUUUGUGAGCGACCGGCGGUUGUUACUUAGUUGCGCAGGCGCCGUGUUAAAGCUCGGACUUUGCCAUCCACAAGCUGACGCGAUCGCCCUGGGAACUUGUAUUUUAGUGAGAACGGGUCUUCUCAAACAGGAAGAUGACGUGGAAAUUAUUACAGACGUAAGGGGGCCGCUCUUAGCCCUGGAACACUUAUGCGCAGAAGAAUAUUUCCCGAGAAAUCUGGCCGCCAUCUUUGCUUCUUUUCUAUCUAAGUCAAGCCCUAAGUUGUUCGGAUUGGAUCAUCUGCGCCUUCGAGCAUUGGCGUCUGCGGUAACCAAAGAGGUACUUCCUACUUCAUGUCAGGAAGCCGAAAGCGACGCGGGAAAAAGUUUCAAACGGGUUUGCGACAUUGUUGCGCUCGAAGGAUACAACGAAGAACUUUUAUCGUGUGCUGAUGCACUGUUUACGAGAGCUUUUGUGACGCUGGGUUGUAACGCAUGGCGAAUAGGCGAAAGCAUUCUUAUUCAUCUUGGUUUAUUGAAAAGUGAACGUUUCGUUGAAAUUGUCAGGAAUCAUGGCACCGCUUUUAAACUUUUGCGUCAUGCACUGAAGGAGAGCUAUUUCCCACCAAUCCUAAAACAGUUGCUAAUGUGUUUCCUUCAAAAACCCAAUCCAGUACUUACAGCAUAUUCCACUGAAGUCGAAGAUAUUCUGCGUAUCGUACAGUAACCAUGGAAUGGUGGUACGGUAAGGUCGAGUUAAUAUCAUGUAUUAUGCAUUCUUCAAAUAAGAUUUCUUAACUUAUCUGCACAACCUUGCUUGCCCUGAGGUUCCAGUCUGUUUUGCUGUGGGUUGUUGCACCAAAUUUCAUACGAGUCCCAGCGUUCAAAUUGUAAACGGAGAAGGAAACACAAAGCGAAGUAACAACACAAUCAGAGGAGGACUUUCGACUCUCUUUUUUCACUCUGAGUUUUUUUGGCAGCCAGUUUACUGACCCAAAGCGUGAAAAGGCGAACACGUCCCCUCAACUGAUCUGACAACAUCUUGCAGUUUAUAUUGUUUUCAUUUAACCCUUUAACUCCCAUGAGUGACCAAGACAGAAUUUAUCCUUACACCAUCAAUACAAUACCAACCAGAUAAGUGAUGAGAAUAAAGAAAAAUAUCAAUUUGGGGAUAAUUAGUUGAUCCAAUACUAAAUUCUCUGAACUAGCAUGAUAAGAAUGGUAUGGUUGACAGUAAGGAGAAUUACAAUUUUGAUGUGGGAGUUAAAGGGUUAAUAUUCUUUUUGAGGGAUGCACAUUUUUUUCGCGACGAGCGCUACAUACGGAUUUAGAGUAUGACAUGUUUGCUUUCCAGAUUUAUACUGUCGUUAUAAUUGUAAGAAAAAUACCUAAUUUUAUAAACAGGUCUCGUAUAGCGUGUAUUUAUACUGUUACAGCGAAGUCAAACGCAGCCUCAAUCUUACUGCAUGGUUUCAUGGUACAAACUGAAAAUAAAUUAAAAUAUUAUUUACGCAC
This is a messenger RNA of Pocillopora meandrina, 5001 nucleotides long. Lineage: Eukaryota; Metazoa; Cnidaria; Anthozoa; Scleractinia; Pocilloporidae. The record is from the annotation of a GenBank genome assembly.